This is a messenger RNA of Erinaceus europaeus (western European hedgehog), 726 nucleotides long. Its product is annotated as histone H2B, sperm-like. The transcript is spliced from 2 exons. Gene Ontology annotation, molecular function: structural constituent of chromatin; protein heterodimerization activity; DNA binding. NCBI's taxonomy places the organism in Eukaryota, Metazoa, Chordata, Mammalia, Eulipotyphla, Erinaceidae. The record is from RefSeq and is a predicted model, not a curated record. Gene Ontology annotation, biological process: nucleosome assembly. Gene Ontology annotation, cellular component: nucleosome. Bases 1 to 717 code for a protein of 238 amino acids.
AUGAGAGGUAAACUAGCCAGAACCUUGCAAGCUCAAGCCUUGGAGAUCGUGGAGCACAUUGAUAGCAUUCCUGGACUAGCACGUGCUCGUGACGUCAGUGAAAAUGACUAUAAAAGCAGCUCUCCCUCCUCUACAGCCUCUGUCCAGAAGCCGACCGACUUCAGGAUGAGUGAGCCUUGUGCUUUGGAGCUGGGUGAAGACUUGGAGGAUGUCAAGCCUAUGGACCUCAUGGAUGAGGAUCCAGUAGAGACAGACACCACGGAUGUCCUCACAGUAGAGGAUAUCACCGACGAUGAUUUCCCCGAUGAGGAUGCCAACGCGGAGGUCACCAAGGAAGAAACCAUGCAAGAGAAGUCCUUGGAAGAGGAAGCCGAAGGCUCGCAGCCUUCCGGAAGCCGCCGCCACCGUCGUCGCCGCCGCCGCCGCCGCCGCCACUGCCUUAGGAACUUCGGCAGGUACUUCCCGAGGGUGCUGAAAAACGUGCAGAAAGGGAUGAGCUUGACCAAGAAGGCCGUGAAGAUCCUGAACUCCUUCGUAGAGGACAUCUUCCAGCGCAUCGCUGAGGAGGCGUCCCACUUGGCCUUCACCUCCAAUCGCACCACCAUCACCUGCAGGGAGAUCCAGACGGCUGUGCGCCUGCUGCUGCCCGGGGAGCUGGGCAAGCACGCUGUGCUCGAGGGCACCAAGGCCCUCAUCCGCUACACCACCAACAGCUGAGCUGCCGAC